This is a messenger RNA of Podarcis lilfordi (Lilford's wall lizard), 31915 nucleotides long. The record is from the annotation of a GenBank genome assembly. NCBI's taxonomy places the organism in Eukaryota, Metazoa, Chordata, Lepidosauria, Squamata, Lacertidae.
AAACCGAAGGCGCGUCCCGUGGGGCGAAGCAGCCUCUACCCCGCCAGGGCAGCCGGCGGCGGCCCGUUCGUUACUUCGAACCCGGCGCGGGGCGGGGGCGAGGGCGAGGCAAGCGCCCCGCGCAGGGAAGCGGCUCCUUUUCUCCCUCCCUAGAGUCGCCAUGGCUGUGUCCACCCAGGACUCGUCCGUCCUAGAGCGGCGAAGCAGUUUCGGUGAGUAGUAAUGGCUGCUGGGGCGGAAAGCGCCACUGUCGGGGAGAGGGCCGAACUAGGCCUCUGGUCGCUGGCUCAGCGCCUUGGCUGCUGGUGUCUCCCUACAUUGCCUCUAGUCAGGGCCACAGCCCGCCCAGUCUUUAGCUUCAGGGCGACAGUGCCAUUCCCACUACUUCCUAUUCCCUGCCGAAUGAUAAUACAGUACUUAUUCUUCUUAUGAUGGAAGGCUUGGAAGAGGGAGGAGGAGACGCCUCCCAAGCUAGGCCUGAGGACCCGGAGUAAAAAGAAAAAUAAACCAGAAAUGCCGCUGCUGUUCAAACGUAGAUACCACUUCGACGACGCCAACCCCCCACCCCAAACUAUUUCCCCCCAGUCCCAUUGCUGGCAACGUGGCUUGACAAGGUGUCCGCAUAUCCUCCAUCCCCACACAAUCAAAUUCAUACAUUUUGUAUGAGGAGCUUAAGGAAACAAGUACGUAGAGACUAGUUGGAUUACACCAAAUGGCAUUUGGUUCCUAGCAGGAAUAGCCAGGCAGAUGCUACUGGCAAUUCAGAAGCAGGGCAUGCAGGCGCUCCUGUUUAACUCAGUGAGGCUUUCUCCUGGGAAAGUGCAGCUAGGCUUGCCAUGCAUUUUAAAGUACAUGAUUCCCCUCAAAUAAUUCUGGGAACUGUAGUUUGUUAAGGGUGCUAGGCACUGCAGCUCUGUGCAAGGUAAACUACAGUUUCUAGGAUUCGGGGGUGGGGGGUGUAUUUUAAAUGUAUGGCACAUAGAUAGCCUUACUUGAAUUCAGCGCUAUCAGAAGCUAGUUGACACAUUUAAGUUUACAUCUGUCUUUUACCACAGUCUACAGAUAAUUGAAUAUUUAGUUUUCUUGCAACGUAGAAGCGUGCUUUUGUUUGGUUAGGUUUGAUCAUUCAUACCCAAACUUUUAAUUAGUUUUUGACAUUUUCUUUGUGUUCUUUCUGAAAACUUCAUAUUUUAUAGGGAGUAUUAAACCUCGACUGACUCAUAGCAGAGAACUUGAAAUGAGAACUACCUUUCAAGAGCUACUGAUUUACAUAAUUUUCCUUACAGAUCUAUGUAUAUGUAAGUCCAUGGGGAAAAGGGGAUUGUUGAUAUGCAAAUGCUGCUCUCCCCCUCCCCCCCGAAAACAUUUCAUGAGGUGCAAAUAAUGAAUUACUUGGUUUGCAAGCCUAUGCAACUUGAAAAUGGUAUAAAUGUAGGGUGGGGUGGGGAACCUUAGGCCCGGGAGCUGAAGGGGCUCCUCAAAGCUUCUCUACCCAGCCCUGGGAACUCUGUCCAGACUACAGUCCUCACUGGAUGAGUUUCACAACCUACUUGAACUGUUCUUGAACUGUGUCUUUUAAGUGUGAUAAUGCCUCUUGUUUGCCUAGGACGAUGAUGGAGCUGUGGAUGUGAGUGGUGGUGGUGUAGAAACCUCUAUUGUGUAGCUGGAAUUUAGCCUAUUGUACAACAUCACAUCUGUUGCUCUGCCCCUAUUUGUUUUUGGUGCAACCUAACACUGACAUUUGACCCCUGGAUGGUUGCCCAUAGCCUAACUCAUAAACAUGCAAAAUAACCCUCCUGUUGAGGGGAUGCUAAUCAAAUUUGCAGAUGAUACCAAACUGGGAGGGGUAGCCAAUCCUGCUGAGGACAGAACCAGGAUUCAAUAUGAGCUUAAAAGAUUGGAGAACAGGGCCAAAACUAACAAAAUGAAGCUCACUAGAGACAAAUGUAAGGUUCCACCUGUACACUUAGGCAGGAAUAGCCAGCUGCACAAAUAGAAGAUGGGGACACCUGGCUUCCCAGUAGUACAUGUGAAAAGGAUACAGUGGUACCUCGGGUUACAGACGCUUCAGAUUACAUAUGCUUCAGGUUACAGACUCCGCUAACCCAGAAAUAUUACCUCGGGUUAAGAACUUUACCUCAGGAUGAGAACAGAAAUCGCACGGUGGCGGCGCAGCAGGAAGCCCUAUUAGCUAAAGUGGUGCUUCAGGUUAAGAACUGUUUCAGGUUAAGAACAGACCUCCAGAACGAAUUAAGUUCUUAACCGGAGGUACCACUGUAUAGAGAUCUAGUAGACCAGAAGCUUAACAUGAGUCGAUAGUGUGAUACAGCAACAGAACAUCACUAGUGCUAUUCUAGGUUGCAUCAGCAGAAGUAUAGUGUCCCUAUCAAGGAAAAAAAUAGUCCUGCUCUAUUCUGCCUUUGUCAGACCAUACCUGGAGUACAGUGGUACCUCGAGUUACAAACGCUGCAGGUUACAAACGCUUCAGGUUACAAAUUCCGCUAACAAAUUCCAAGGAAGAGUUUCCUUGAGUUGAGAACUUUGCCCCAGGAUGAGAAUGGAAAUCAUGUGCCGGCGGCGCAACAGCAGCAAGAGGCCCCAUUAGUGAAAGGACGCCUCUAGUUAAGAACAGUUUCAGGUUAAGAACGGACCUCCAGAACAAGUUAAGUUCAUAACUAGAGGUACCACUGUACUGUGUCCAGUUCUGGGCACCACAAUCUAAGAUGGAUAUUGACAAGCUGGAGUAUAUGCAGAGGAGGGUCACCAAGAUGAUCAAGGGUCUGGAAACUAAGUCUUGUGAGGAACAGUUAAGGGAAUUGGGUAUGUUUAGCCUGGUAAAGAGGAGACUUAGAGGAGAUAUCUAUCUUCAAGUAUCUAAAGGGUGUCACAUGGAGGAUGGAGCAAGCUUGUUUUCUCCUGCUCCAGAGACUAGGACCCGAACCAAGGGAUUGAAGUUACAAGAGGAGAUUCCAAAUAAACACCAGGAAUAACUUCCUGAUAGUAAGAGCUGUUCAACUGUGGAACAGACUCCCUUGGAAGGCGGUAGACUCUCCUUCCCUGGAGUUUUUUAAGCAGAGCUAGGAUAACCAUCUAUCAUGUAUGAUCUAGUUGAGAUUCCUGCAUUGUAGGGGGUUGGACUAGAUGACCCUCGGGGUCCCUUUCAACUCUACAAUUCAUGAUUCUCUAUAGAACACUACAUUGCAAGAGCUGCAUAUUUUCCAUAUACUGUAUUUUUCCGUGCAUUAGAUGAGGUUUUUUUAACUCAAAAAUUAUGUAAAAAAACUGAGAUCGGCCUAUACACGGAUAGUGGCAUGGGGGGGGGGAGCUGCGCACUGCCAGCCAGCUGGUUGGGGGGGGGGUUGCAACUCUCCUUCAUGCCGCUGUGGGAGGAGAGUGUUUCCUGCAGCAGCGUGGAAGGGAAGCUAUGCACCUGCCAGCCAUCUGGUUGGUGGACACACAACUCUCCCCCAUGCUGCUGCGGAGGCGCGCACUCUAGGGAGCGUUCCACAGCAGCUGGGGGAACUGCGCAGCCAGCUGGUUGGCGGGUCUGUGCUCUAGGGAGUGUUUCCGCCCACAGUGGCGUGGGGGGAGUAGCUACCCACUUUGCCAACCCCCAGCAACUGCGUGUAAUUCCCCCUUAAAAAUGCUCAACAAGUUUGGGCCACUCCCCCCAUUUUCUUUAAAUUUAGUCCCCCAAAAUAGUCUUAUACAUGGGGGCAUCUUAUACACAGAAAAAUACAGUAACUAAGGUGAUAACUGCCUAUUCGAUCUUUCUAUUACUAUUACUAUUACUAAGACUCCAGUAUUUUUGUUUUGGGGUCCUGCUAAUAAACAUUAGGUGUUUGAUGUUUGCUAAUUUGAGUGUCUUCCCAUUUCUCUUUGUUGCUUAGGAUUUUAUCCUGAUUUCUUUCUUUUUAGUGACAUUUGGAAUGGUGAGCACAGAUAUGUAUUAUCUGAACAAAGUUAUGGCAGAUCUCUUUCUAGAAACCCCUCUGUCAGAUACAGAUCAUACAGACUUCAAGUCUAUGAGCAGCAUUGCUGACUUUUGGCAGGUAAAGGUUGUUGUUUUUUAAAUGAGAAAAACAUAACUUGUGAAUAAUAAUAAUAAUAAACCUGAUUUUUGGCACAGAACUAUGUUAGUGUAGACACAUGGUUUCUGUAAUCUGCUACUGUCCUAUCACCACUAGACUGUUUCACACUAAAAAGUUAAGGGUAGGUUUGGGUACCCUCAGAAACCUGCCUGGGAAAGAGUUUGGGGAAAAUACAUCAAGAGGUAUGUAGUGGUAAAGUUGGGGACUUGACUUUUUAAUUUUUUUGGCAUUAAGUCCUGCCAGGUAGUAGAACCUAAAUGACUUACUUACUCUACUUUUUAUCUUGCUGUCAACACAAUUUGUUGCUAUCUGGGAUUAACACCAUAUUUUACCUUGGCGCAGUGAUAAUCAAUUUUGGAUUACUUUAUAUUUAUGUAGUACUUUUCCUAAGUGUUCCAAGCACUUAGUGUACACAAAUGUAUACUAUGUUAGUAAUCCUUACAACAGCCCUGUACAGUGGUACCUCUGGUUAUGAACUUAAUUCGUUCCGGAAGUGCGCUCUUCAGCUGAAACCGUUCUUAUCCUGAGGCGUGCUUUCGCUAAUGGGGCCUCCUGCUGUGCACAUGUGCUAAAGAUGCGUGAUUUCCGUUCACAUCCUGGGGCAAAGUUCACAACCAGGAGCAGCUACUUCCGGGUUAGCAGAGUUCGUAACCUGAAGCGUUCGUAACCAGAGGUAUCACUGUAAUAUAAAACCUUGUGAUAUGUUGUAUGCAAAUAGGGUGACUACAUGGGAAGAGGUGUUCAAACCUUACACCUGCUUUUUGGAUAGCUGCCACAUGCUCAUUUAUUAUUAUCAUUAUUUAUUAAAUUUAUAUGCUGCCCUGUACCUUUAAGGCAGUUUACAACAUAAAAUUACAAUAAAAAAUACAUAAUAAUAAUAAUAAUAAUAAUAAUAAUAAUGACAACCCAAUAAUCCCCCCUUCCACAACACAUUUAAAGGGCAUUAGAUGUCAAUUAGCCAAAUGCAAUUUAAGUAAUCAGUAAUAUGUUAUUGUUUCACAGUUUGUUAUAGUUUAGAGUUUACUGUAGAUAAUAAAAAGAUGCUGAACACAACCCAACAGCUGCUGUGCAAAUGCAGGGCCUCUGGUUUUACAUAAAUCUAUGCAUGAACAGAAGGGAACGCGGGUGGCGCUGUGGGUUAAACCACAGAGCCUAGGACUUGCCGAUCAGAAGGUCGGCGGUUCGAAUCCCCAUGACAGGGUGAGCUCCCAUUGCUCGGUUCCUGCUCCUGCCAACCUAGCAGUUCGAAAGCACGUCAAAGUGCAAGUAGAUAAAUAGGUACCGCUCCAGCGGGAAGGUUAACUGCGUUUCCGUGCACUGCUCUGGUUCGCCAGAAGCGGCUUAGUCAUGCUGGCCACAUGACCCAGAAGCUGUAUGCCGGCUCCCUCGGCCAAUAUAGUGAGAUGAGCACCGCACCCCAGAGUCGGUCACAACUAGACCUAAUGGUCAGGGGUCCCUUUAUGCACGAACAGAACAUUAUUGAUGUGUUCUGUGUGCAUGAGGUACAUCCCUUAACAGAAGACAUCAAGAGGUGUCUGCAUUUAUAGUAUUUUAGACCAUCACCAGUGUUUUUAGUGGAAUUCAGUGUGCCAUUAUAAAGAAUUAUUAUUGAAGGACCUAUGGCCUUGUUUGCGCAUUACGUAGAAUCAUGAGUUGUUUCACUUCCAACAAACCAUGAUCUGUAGGCAAGAUUUGUUAUUUGCUUACGUAAAGGGCUGUCCAAGGCAUUUUGCAAAGGACAAAGACUCCCCUCCCCAAGCCCUUUACAUGUACAGAAGCUGUGUGGAACACUCGGCUCUUGAUUUCCAACAGGGAAGAAUAACCAGAAGGCUCAGGAGAAAUGGUUGGGGCAGCAGGUGCUGCCGCCUGCAGUAUUUGCUUUCUGUGAUGAUUGCCUCAUUUUGCCUAACAGUUUGGUUGAGCAAAACAAACCUUGACACCUGGUUUCAUACAUAAUAGUAAGCUGAAGAUCUUGGUUUAUUUCUUCAAUGUUCUAGCAAGGAGGAGCAAAGCAGCUCAGAUUGGCACAUUCACAGUAAACUAUUAACUGUGAUUGACCAGGAUAGGUGAAGUGCUCCUAAACCUCUUAAUCUGCCAAGUGAAAUCAAUUGGUUGUUUUUUUAUAGUAGUCCAAAUAAGAUGUAAAAAACAAACAAAAUAGAUAAACAAACAUUUUAUAAGGCCAUUGUGCCUCCUAGAUUCCCAGGUGUAACAACGGGUUUUCAAAUAAUACUUGAUUCCAAGUAAACGAGUUUCAGAUGAUGAAUUUCUUCUGGUAAAAUUUUAUUUUCUGCUUAUUUCAUGCAAUGUAGUUUAUAGAAGGACCACUUCUGGAUGGCCUUGAUUGGGGCACUUCGUACAACAAUGAUUCCGCACCCAAUGAAAGAAACACCACACUUAUCUACUAUGAGAAUUUACUGUUAGGAGUACCUCGAAUUCGACAACUAAAAGUCCGUAACAACACAUGUUCUAUCUAUCCCUCUUUCCGGGCAUUUAUGAAAGAAUGUUAUGGUAAAUAUCAGUAUUUACAUGAGGAUAGACAAUCAUUUGGCUUUAAGAAUGCCUCUGAGUAAGUAUCGUGACAUUUUAUUUUCCUUGCUCCUUCUGACUGUAUCUGAACAUACUGUACACAUACUUUAGCAAAAUAAGUUUAAUAGUGGGAUUUGGCUUCCUUAGGGAGCACUGAGAAAUUUUGUUAUUAAUGCAUUUGUACUGUAAAUAAAUGAAACAAUAUGUGUCAAGGGGCUCAAGUAGUGGCACCCUGCUGAUUUGCACCUACAUCAGCUUGUCCCAUAUAAGGGUGAAUCAAACGCUGCCUUAGUUUAGACAAUAUUUGCACGAGCCUUGUGCCUGUGCUGCCCCUUCCCUCCUUCAGUACUUCUAGAUUGGAAUUUAUUGUGGAACUGGUGUUGCUCAUUGUUUUUGCAUGGUUCACACAACAUCAUAAUAAAAAUGCCAGUCCAUGUUCCCCCCUUCCCUUCAUCUGAAUUUCCCCUUACGGUGGAAACUCUCAAGUAAAAAGGAGCCAGUAUGCACCUACAGUCUCUGCUGGUAUGGAACGCAUUAGCACAUAUUUUUGGCAGGUAGUUUGUCAUAUGCAGUCCCCUACUUCUGUUUGCUUCUCAUUCAAGUACAAUCUAGCCUUUUUGCUUCUGGUGGCCACAAUGAUGUGACUGUGACUGUUUCCACCAAUUGCUGCAUGCAGAAGGCAUGUUCACAGUUCAUAUAUCAGAGACCUCUAUAUUAAAAAUAAAAUUUGGCUCAUGAGGAGUUCUGCUAAAUCUUUUAACCAGCUGUUCGCCACAUGAGUAAGAAGCUAGAGUGGGAGGAUCAUGGGGCCCCAUGGCCGCUAAUGGGUGUGUGUGGCUCUUAUGGAAACCCUGCCAACCAGCGCAAAGAAUGGCCAUAGCUAUUGCAAAUUGAUGAGACCAACCUGGGCCCAACUUGCUUUUAAAAAAGGACAAUGUUGUGUUAAUCUUUCUACAAGUUGUCCAGGAACAAACAUUAACCUCAGUGACCUAGAAUUUCAUGGUUCCUGCCUAGAUCCCUUAAAUAUAAUUGUUUCAGUGGUACCAUAUUAGUAUUAAAGCUUCCAGGCUAAGAUGAUAAUAAAGGAAAAAGAAAGCAAGAGAAUGCAUGACACCUGAAUACAGCCACAUCAGAUUGAUUUUUUGGUGUGUGUGCUAGUUUCAUUCCCCCCACCUAUAACCCACCAUUUUGCCCAUGGUGAAACAUACUAGUUAUGCUUCUUUGUAUGUUCUUCCUGCGGUUUUGUUUUGGUUUUUUAAGAGGAAGGUAUGCGUGUGCACAGAUACAGAAAUAACUGCAUGCAUGUCUAGAAUGGAAACGAGCUGUAGACGGUGAGGGAGGAGUGACUGAGAGGAAGGAGAAAACAAAAUUACAGAUACAUUCCAUCAACUUCCACCUAUUAGUGUGGAUAGCAACCAACAGAAUAAUUGCAUAUUAAGAUUGAAAAAAGGGGAAUGUAUGGAAACUAAUCUGCAAGUUGCACUCCCAAGAAAAUUAGGUCUGUGUGAGUCCCUUGCUUCUCAGUGUACCAGGAUUGAAGACUCCUUGGGUUUAUUAAUCAUGAUUUUCAGUUACAUCAAAGUCAGGAAAGUAUGGUUACCAGGGCUGAAACAAACUUAAGAUUUGAAACAAACUUUGAACCAUGGUUUCAUAGACUGGUUUAUUCCAGUACUGGUAAACAUAGUUUAGUUUUACCCAGAGUAGAUACAGUGGUGCCCCGCAAGACGAAUGCCUCGCAAGACGGAAAACCCGCUAGACGAAAGGGUUUUCCGUUUUGGAGGUGCUUCGCAAAACGAAUUUCCUAUGUGCUUGCUUCGCAAGACGAAAAUGUCUUGCCAGUUCCUGCGGGGUUUUUUUCCUUUUUCCCAAGCCGCUAAGCCGCUUAUCAGCUGCUGGCUAAGCCGCUUAUCAGCUGAUCUUUAAGCCCCUUAACAGCUGAUGCUAAGCCGCUUAUCAGCUGAUCGUUAAGCCGCUUAUCAGCUCAUCGUUAAGCCUCUUAUCAGCUGAUGGUUAAGCCGCUUAUCAGCUGAUCUUUAAACCUAAGCCGCUAAUACUGUAGCGCUAAGCCGCUAAACCUCUAAUGGGCUUGCUUCGCAAGACAAAAAAACCCGCAAGACGAAGAGACUCGCGGAACGGAUUCUUUUCGUCUUGCGAGGCACCACUGUACAUUGAAAUUAAUGGACCUAACUUAGUAAUGUUCAUUAAUUUCAGUGGGUCUACUUUGAGUAAAACUUAGUUGAAUGCCACCCCAGUUUCUGAAGAUUUAUUUUAAAUUACCUCAGAUAAUAGAUAUUUGUUUUAUGUUUUUAAAAUGUUUGUUAAAGAACCUUUGUUAAUAUUAUUUGUAAAAUUGUUUUGGUAUUGUCUUAGGUUGCCACUCAUUUCGGGCAUAUAAAUUGAUAGGUGAGGUAUUCAUUUAUUUAACAACACAGUACAGUUCCUGUGCACAGUGGGAUGACUAUAGGAUUUAACACAAUAUUAUUGCUCUGCAUCCCCUGCCACACAUUCAUAGGCAUAUGUGCAGUUAGCCCAACAGGCUGUUAUGGGAAAUGGCAAGCCUCUACACAGCUUCCAUUUUCCAACGCAGCCCUUCCAUGCUUCUUGACCAUACCAUCUUGGUGCACUGUCUGUAUGUACAACUGGAGUUAUGCUUUUACCUUUAAACCACAUUCAAGCACAUUGUUUCCUUCAAGGAAUUCUGCAGCUUACCCCUCACAGAGUUACAAUUUCUAGCAACUCUUAACAAACUACAGUGUCCAGAAUUCUUUGAGAAUGUGCUUGUACUAUAUACACAGCCCACAAAAAAGGUAGUACUAUAUACCAAAGUAGGCAAGAUGUCAUCCAUGGAAUUUUGCAUUCAUGUGAUUGAAUUUUUAAAAGUAAAUAGCAGGAUGGGUUAGGGGGUGGGACCAUCUGGAUUGGGAGCCUGGUGAGAAGGGGAACUUUAACCCUUCACUCCCCUUGCCCUGAUCUAGAUGAUCUAGAUGGGGGUGGGAGAAAACUGGUACGAAUGAGAUUUUUGUUUCCACUGUGAAUAGCAGGUGUGCAGUGUUCAAUUAACUAUUUCUGUUAAAAAGGCACUGGAAAGCUAAGAGUGAUUGAAUAAAUCCUUGGGGAGUAAAUGGGGGGGAAUGCUUUCUGUAAACUGAAGUGCCUCAAUUCCCUUCUUUCCUACAGGUGGCAUUAUUCCACUUCUAAAUCACUCUCCCCAUGGCAUUGGGGCCUUAUUGGGCUAUACAGUAGUGGAGGAUUUAUGUUCACCUUGCCCAAGUCAAAGGCAGAAAGUGCAGCAAAACUUGCUUUCCUCAAGAAGCAUAACUGGAUCACUAGAGGAACAAGGGUUAUCUUCAUUGACUUUUCAAUGUAUAAUGCCAAUGUAAACCUCUUCUGUGUGGUCAGGUGAGCUCUUCUGUUUGCUGUUCUUAAAAUUCAGUUUUCAACAUAAAGUAGUCACAUUACCAGUCCUGUUGCUAAAGUACGGUAAUAAUGGCAUGCUCUACUCUGUUGCUGAAUGGACGAAUCUCACCCUGUGCAGGCUACUUAAAAUUGUACAUCUACUGCGCAAAUCAAAUCCUUCUUUCCACUCCUUCCAGUUGCUGCUGGUUUAGCAUACAAACUCUUCUAGCCCUUGACUUUUGCUUUGCCUUUUCAGGCAUUAAAUCUAGGGUGCCGCCACUGCAUGGACUGUAUCUCAUUUCAUUUCCUAAAAGUUCCACUGAUGCCAGAGUUUGAAAUCUUGACUGAAUGCUAUAGAGCAGCAGCUUUUUUUUGGAUCCACAAAACAAAACAUGUUCAAAACUUGUCAAGAAACAAAACCUUCAUUAUAUCUAGAGCAGAAGUGGCUAGCUUUUCUUGGUUCAAUAGCUACUUACAUCCUUAGACAGUUCUCUAGGUGCAUGCUAGUGAUGAUUGUGACCAAAAGUGGGUAUGUACAUCCUAUACUCACACAAGCACAGAAUGCAUGUGUGCACGCUCACAUAGGUACAGAGCCCUUGCUGAUCUACUGAGGAAUGGAGUUAUUGCACCUUCCCUGCUCAUCAAAUGAAGUGGAAGGGUGUGAUAUGCAUCUUCAACAGGGCACUGGCCUGGGCCGAGGGGUUUAAAUCUCUUAGCCCGCUGCAGCGCAUGCCUGUUUAUAUUUUUUAUUCCUUUGCCACCACUACCAAAAUCUGUGGGGUCUUGGGGGCCAGAAAAACUUGCUUAAGGGACUACAUCAGCCCCCCAAGCCAGAGGUUAGCUACAACUGAUCGAGAGGUAAUAAUAGUGCAGGGGCCUUUGAAAUUACCCCAGGUGAGCUUUGUAGUUUGGAAUCAGUCUUAUGUGUUACCGGAUAGCAUCCUCCUUUACUUUCAUUUCACAGGCUCAUUGUGGAAUUUCCUGCAACAGGUGGUGCAAUCCCCUCCUGGCAGUUCCACUCUGUAAAGCUGCUCAGAUACGUCAGCUAUUACGAUUAUUUCCUGGCCUCUUGUGAAGUCAUUUUUUGUCUUUUCAUCUUCACUUUCACCAUCCAAGAAGUUUUAAAAUUAAAGAAACAGAAAAAGGACUAUUUUAGAGAUGCCUGGAACUGGCUGGAUGUGUUAUUGCUCCUGGUAAGUCUCAGAAAUUACAAAAAAGGAAUUAUGACAGAAACCAUAUUGCGUUGUAGGGACAGAAUGCCUUCCAUAUUGCCACUAUAGAGAGAGCUGGGAAUACUGGGAAGAGGGGUAGAUGUUCCUUGGGCAAGGAACAUUCACAGCUUCAAAUUUAGUAUGUUUCUGCCCUGGAGAAACAUGGCAGUUAACUGUGUUUUAUACAUGGCAAUUCUUUUCUGAAAACCAGGCCAAAGCAGUCAAAAUGCAAGGCUCACAAUCAAUGUGUGCAUUCAGUGUUGUCUGGCCGUCCACAACUUAGCUUGUAUAUGAUUAACAGUAAGCAUACCGGUAAUCAGAAUAAUUUUGAUUCCCUGCUUUCCUUAAAGUGCUUGAAAAAGUUCUUAGUGUUUUAUUUUUCUACAAUUACAUAAGAACCUGGCUACAUUAAAUUGAUUAUAUUCAGAGUGGUCCUGUAUUUAUGUUGAAUCCAGAGGCAUUGAUUGCAAUCCCUGCUCAGUCUUGGUUUCCUUGGGUGCCACUAGAUCAGUCAGAUAUAAUGUUAAACUUUGGCUUUUCAUUAGAAGAAUGAGCCAAGAGCCUCAGGGCCCAUGUGUUCACUUUUCCUCCAGAUUUUGGUUCCAUUAUUGACUAGCUAAGGUUUAGUGUUAUGUCAAAAAGUGAAAUUUACCUAUGAUUUAAUGCAGUGCUUUUUUCUGGGGGUACUCUGGGGUACACAUACCCUUAAACGUUUUGUGAAUCUAAGUUUUGCCUCAUCGAGGGGCAGUAUUUCAGUAUGAGUAGGAAAAUUAAGAGUACCCCUAAACAAUUUUUAUAGAAAAAAAGCACUGGUUUACUGAAAGAAACUAACUUCAAACUUUUGUUGAUUAAGGUAGCUCCUUUCAAAAACCAUAGCUAAGUUCAACCAUAGUUCAGGCAUAAUGCUGAACUGCAGCUAAUUGAAAAUUGAAGGGAAAGCUUUCAAUUGUCUCCUUGCAGUCUGCUCUCACCCAUUUAGGAUGAAAAAGCAGGAAUUAUAGGAUAGAUAUCACCUUCCUUUUGGGAGGAAAAUUGAUACCUAAAUUAGGAACAAGCUUGUCUGAUACCUCUUUUGGGCCUUAAGCAAGGAUCAGAUUAUUUCUUGUUUUCUGCUGUCUACUACUCCCUAGUAAUCGGGGUACAGGGAAAAGAGAGUUCCAAAUAUUUUUUAUUUAUUAAAUUUCUAUACCACCCUUCAUCUGAAGAUUACAGGGCAUAUUACAAUAUAAAAAUGCAAAAAUACAUAACGUAGUAAUAAACAAAUAUAGUACCCCUCCACACAGUUUAAAAGGCCAUAGAUUGUAUAAUUAGCUAAAGGCUAGGAGAAGAGAAAUGUUUUUUCCUUGCACCUAAAGAUACCUAAUGAAGGGGCCAGGCAAGCCUUCCUGGGGAGAGCAUUCCACAAGGGGAGAGCCACCACAGAGAAGGAGCCCUCUUGGCCUCUCAUGGAAGAAAUGUCUCAGAUGAUGAUUGCAGUGUCUGGGUUGGUUCAUAUGGGGAGAUGGGUGCAAACUUCCCAUCCGCAAAAAGCCUGUUGUAUCAUGGCAGGAAUUUUGUGGUCCACAAAAAGGGAACAUCAGAUUGAUAAAGAAUGGCAGCUCUAUAACAGUAGCUAAAGAAACAGAGUCCCUAUCUUUUUUCCAUCGAAAAGGCUUGCACUUUAUCAUUUUAAUGGCCUGCCAGUAUUUGGGAGUAUUCCAGGUGACAGCAGAGCUUUAAGAAAGAGACAGAUACAGAGAUAGAAAGAGAGACAGAGAAGGGAUGUGAAAAUCUAGUUCAGAAGGUGGAGACUUUUUCAGCAGUAUCUGGAUAAAGGCAAAUCAUUAUGUCACCAUCCUGUCAGCACAGGGAGAAGGGCUGUUUUCAGUCUCUGAGGUUGCUACACUAACAUGUAAAUACAUUUGCUUGCAAACUGUAAUAAUUACAACAGCAAUUCUUAAUCCUCAUUUUGUAUGCAAAUAAAUGAAAUUCUGGGACUCAUACUGAAAUCUGAGGGAAACUCACCUCACACAGAAUCCUUUUAGGGGAAACCAUGCUAAGCUAGCAAUAAAACUUAAAUGAGUUCUUUAUGUACCCUAAAACAUUCUAUUUCAGGUGACAACUAUAAAAUGAUUUAAGAUGUGUGUAUUCCAUGCCUGAAGAAGAAUAUUAAUGUUACCCUCAUGGUGAAGAAGAGCAUGGGUUAUGGCAGGGGUCAGCAACCCGCGGCUCCAGAGCCGCAUGUGGCUCUUUUACACCUUUGCCGCGGCUCUGGAGUGGAUACUAGCGAGGGGAGGAGGCGCAUUGUGCGCCCCGACACUCCCCACUGUGGCGGGCGCUGUACUGGCUGUGACGUCGCAUGGGGGCGGUGCGUGCGUAAGUCACGCACCAUCCCGACGUCACCUUCCUGCCCGCCCGCCCGCCCGCUCGCUACAUUGUAAGGGGCAUGUACGCUGGUCACUGCAUUGAAAGGGGGCAUGUACGCUGGUCACUGUUUUGAAGGGGAGUGCAGAACACACACACACAAAAAGGUAACUUGUUAAUUUAACGUUUAUUUCUAUGAGGAGGAGUAAUUCUGAGGGGUCAAACAAAGAAAUAAUAAAAAAAGUGACAAAAAAGUUAUUUUUAUAAUGACGAGUUUUGCGGCUCCCAGUUUUUUUUUCUUCGGAAACGGGUCCAAGUGGCUCUUUUUGUCUUAAAGGUUGCAGACCCCUGGGUUAUGGUGUUUCAUAAAAUAAAAUAAAAUUCUCCUCAUAUAGAUACUGAGAUACCCAGAGGGCCUUCUCGGUAGUGGCGCCCACCCUGUGGAAGGCCCUCCCAUCAGAUUUCAAAGAAAUUAACAACUAUCUGACAUUUAGAAGACAGCCCUGUUUAGGAAAGUUUUUAAUGAUUGAUGUUUUAAUAUAUUUUUACUCCUUUGUUGCAAGCCGCCCAGAGUGGCUGGAGAGGCCCAGCCAGAUGGGUGGAGUAUAAAUGAUUAUUUAUUUAUUUACUCCCUACAUACAUUUUAAUAAUAAUAAUAAUAAUAAUAAAUUUUAUUUAUAUCCUGCCCUCCCCAGCUGAAGCCGGGCUCAGGGCGGCUAACAACAAUCAAAUAAUGCAACAUUCUAAAAACAUUCCAUUAUAAAAAUUAAUUAAAAUCAAAUUGAUGGCAACCAUUAAGCAAAAAUUCUGUGCAGAUUUUAAUGCAUAUUUGGCUUAUAGGCAGAUAUGGUUUACCUCUCGUAGCCCUUUAUCAAUCAACUUCAUUAAGAUAUGAAGAAAAUAUCAGAAAAAUAGAAAUUGUAACCUCACAGACGUUUGCUUUUUUCCCUCCAGUUGUCUGUUUUUGCUAUUUUCUUCAAUGUUUACCGAACUAUUGAAGUGUCCAGAUUGAUGGAAAGUCUGCUCUCCAAUUCAGAAGCUUAUCCAGACUUUAAUUUCCUUUCAUUCUGGCAGACCCGUUACAAUAAUAUGAUUUCAGUGAAUGUAUUUUUUGCAUGGAUAAAGGUACUGCUGCUCACAUUACUAAAUAUAUUGACAAUGUUUUAUUUUCAUACUUCUCACAGAAAAUUUUCAAAUUUUCUCUUAGAGAUUUUAAAGAGCUAUCUGAAGAAUGUUUGCAUAGGUGUUUAUAGAUCAUUUCCUCUUUCCUCCACAUUCAUAAUCUCUGCCAAGGCUUAUCCCUUAGGGGACUAUAGUACAUUAUUUGUCAGGGAGACCCUAAAAAAUGCCACUUUAGUAACAUCCACUGUUAUGUUCUUUAUCACCUUCCUUCUAAAAUUGCAGCCUACUUAAGGUAUAGGAGUGGGGAAAGCUGUUGUGUAGUAUUAUGGGCUGCUAAUGUGACCAUGAAAUGACUUGCAUUGCUUUAAAAAAAUGGGUUAACUUUUCACUAAUCUUGGUCAAGGCUGGUCAUGCAGUCACACUUGCUCUAGCAGUUACUCCAAAUUCCAAAUAUGUCCGUUGGCCCAAAAAGAUUAGAACACCCUGUUCUAGUGUAAUGUUCAGAAGGGAAUUUCCAUGGAGAGAAUGUCAUGUUCCAGUUAAAUAAAGAGCUUGUGCAUUUCCCACAUUUAUUUUCCCUUUUGAACUUAAACUGGAAGUGCCGUAAGAGAAAGUCCCCAUCACUUGCUCUUGUUUUACAGUUUUAGUUAGGUUACCAGAGUAGCAUGGGAUCUCACACUAGGGACCAAUGUAAUGUUUGAAAUUGGGCUUAAAGGUCCACUGUUCUGUACCUCCAAUACUGAUUAUUUUAAUUUAUAUAAAGAGUUAUAUAGAAUCUCCAGCAGAAAUCCUUCCUCUGGAAAAGGAAACUGUGUGAGCACUGGAAAUGAUCUAUAAGCGCUAGAAGAAUGGGAUAUAAUUUUUUAUAAAAAUUCAAAAUAAUAUGUCUUUUAUAAAUAACUCCAUUUCUCUAGUUAUUUCAUUUCAGGCCCACCUGAAUAUUCAUCCAAUUUAGUAUUGAUUUCCUGCCAAAUUUAAGCAGGUAACUUUGAGCCCCUUCUGUUGGCUUGGUCUUUGUCCCACCACAAUGUAUCCUGUUCUGUUUUCUUCCAGAUAUUUAAAUACAUAAGCUUUAACAAGACCAUGACCCAGCUGUCUUCCACUCUAUCCCGCUGUGCUAAAGAUAUCAUCGGAUUUGCCAUCAUGUUCUUUAUCAUCUUCUUUGCAUACGCGCAGUUGGGUUACCUGGUCUUCGGGUCUCAAGUGGACGAAUUUUCCACUUUUCAGAAUUGCAUGUAUGGAGUCUUCCAGAUUGUCUUCAUAUAGUUCUGUGGUUAGUUAGAGCAGCGUUUUCUUAAGUGAAAUGCUAAGAGUGCCUGAGGUGUUUUAUAAUGGCAUGUUGUGGGAUACCUGAGCUGCCUGGUAAAAGUAUACAGCUGGAAUGGGCAAUGGUGGCACAGCAGAUCUUGACCUGGGUGGGCAGAGUGACCCAUUUACUCACAGCCAUUUUAAAGGAGCUCGCAUAUGAAACAACAAUAUAUCACCAAACCCCUCCCUCUUCAGUUCUCAUCCAGGUACAGGGAGACAUGGUGACUGUGAAUGAACAUUUCGGCAUGCAGCACACAAAGUGGAUUGUUACCUAAGCCAGCCUUUCUCAACUUGGUGCCCUCCAGAUGUUUUGGACUAGAUACUUUGACCCCAGCGAGCAUGGCCAAUGGUCAGGGAUGAUGGGAGCUCUCAUCCCAUCAUCAGUUUGAUGAUGGGCAUCAGUUUGAGCAAGUUUGAGGGCAUCAGUUUGAGCAAGGCUGUGCUAAGCUUUUAUGCCUAAAUUGUUUUGCCACUGUACACGCUUUGGGAGCUAUGCUGAGGUGCAAGGUAAAAAUCUUAAUAAUAAUAAAAUCAGCUAGUCACUAUAGAAAUAGGUUUGAAAGCUCAGAACAUAUAAUCUAUGGAAGCCAGUGGUUGAUAUUUUUAAAUUGAGUAUAAGCUAUACCAUAAGAUUUAACCUCAAUAUAAAUUGUAGAAGAAUAUUGUAUACUGAUACUUUUUCUCCCUCUCAAGUUUUACCCAAUUUCGCAUCGUGCUUGGAGAUUUUAACUUUGCCGAAAUAGAGCAUGCAAAUCGAAUCCUUGGGCCAAUUUACUUCAUCACAUUUGUGUUCUUUGUGUUCUUCGUACUGCUGGUAAGUAGUAUUUUAGAGGAUUCGAAUUAAAUACAAAUACAUAUACAUAUAAUUAAUUAAAUAAAUAAAUAAAUAUACAAAGUAAUUAAAUCUCUGUAUUUGGGCUGGUGUCAGAGUAAUAAAACGUAGUACACAUGUUCAUAGUUUUAUGGGACAGUGUUUAAAUGAUCAUAUAUUGGCUUAAUAUGCUGAGAUAUCAAUGUCCCUUUUGUUAGCACAGUCAAGUACUGUUCUUUUCAAUUUGCAGUGCAAACAAAUAAACCAGGAAAGCUUCAAUUAACCAUAUUCCAAGCCACAAUUUGAAGUUGUUUUAAUACUGUGGUUUGUUCUCAAGCUGGUAACCAUAGUUUCAUGGCUUAGAUAAAACUGGCAAUUAUGGUUAAUUAGAGACUUUCCAGUUAAUCAUGGCUUGUACAAAGGGAAGAGUGAAAGCUUGGUGUGCAAGCAAAAGUCGUGUUUGUAUCUUUGCUUAUUAAGCUGAAAGACUAUUGUUAUAUAUAUUUCACCAAAGUUGUCAUAUUUUAAUGGAAACCAUGAGCACCAGAAAGCCAACAACGAAAACAGCAACAGUAUAAUCCUAUGCAUGUCUUAUUUGGAAGUAAGUCCCACUGAGUUCAGUGAGACCCACGUCCAGGUAACUGUGUACAGCAGGGUUGGGAAUUGUGUGGUCCUCCAGGUGGUGUUCAGCUCCCUUUGGCCCCUAGAAGUAUGUAACAACAACAACAACAACUAUUAUUAUUAUUAUUAUUAUUAUUAUUAUUGAUAUGCUUCCCAUCUGACCGGGUUGCCCCAGCCACUCUGGGCAGCUUCCAACAAAUUAAAACAUUAGACACAGUAAAACAUCAGACAUUGAAAGCUUCCCUAUACAGGGCUGCCUUCCUAUGCCUUCUAAAAGUCAGAUAGUUUAUAUCCUAUAGAAUUGGCCUGAGACCACUCACGUACAGAAGUGCAAUAUGGUCUACCUUCUGCUGGAAUUGCUUUUGAGAGAUACAUUUGUAAAGCACUGAGGCAUGACUUUAAAUUAUUCUGCUGUUUAAGCAUUCAGGGUUGACACUUACUUCAGCAGUCCUUGCAGUGCUAAGCUUAGUAAUGGUUUGUUAAUGAGUCAGGGAAAAAGGAGAUGUGGCAAGGAAGCAGGGAUGCAACAAGAGGGAGAUGGAGAGAUGGUAGACUGCAAAUGUUGUGGAGCAAGGAGCUAAUUUUAGAAAGGCUUACCAUUCUUAUUUGUCUAUUCCCUCAGGUUUAGAGGGUAAAGUUAGAGAACUCGAGGUGGGGCAUGAGUUUUCUUUUUUUAUACUUUGUUUUGAUUAUGUUGCCCUGCCAAUUUACUGUGAUGAACCUUCAAUACUGAAUAACAGAGCCAAGUUGCUUAUGUAAAAGUAGGCAUGGUUAUAAAAUGUAGGUGCACAUUUUCAUAUUUGCCACUGGGAUGUUGGAAGGUGAGAAAACUAAAUCAUUCAGUCAUCCCAACCUUAUUUUUCCCAAAUAGAGGUUUGUAAACAUGGGGUGCUUUUGUUAAGGCUGCAGUCUUAUGAAGUAAGCACAGUUGAAUUUCCGUUGUAAGCCUUUGCUUACAUCAGUGCUGCAUCAUUUCCCCAUUAUCUUUUGAAAUCUGACCUAACCACUUUCCUAUUCCUGUGCAUACCUGGGGGUCUUUUUGCACACAGAUAGCACACAACUUUACUUGUAAGCCAAUUAACAGCCUAUGCUGAGGGGCAGGUUCAAGCACUUAGUCUGUCAUCAUGAUGAGCAGCCGUGUGACAUACUUAUUUAAUUGGAGAUGGUUAAAUACAGUAGAAUAGGGGACACGGGUGGCGCUGUGGUCUAAACCACAGAGCCCAGGGCUUGCCGAUCAGAAGGUCAGCAGUUCGAAUCCCCGCAACAGGGUGAGCUCCCGUUGUUCGGUCCCAGCUCCUGCCCACCUAGCAAUUGGAAAGCACAUCAAAGUGCAAGUAGAUAAAUAGGUACCGCUCCAGCAGGAAGGUAAACAGCGUUUCCAUGCGCUGCUCUGGUUCUCCAUGCUGGCCACAUGACCCGGAAGCUGUCUGCAGACAAACACCGGAUCCCUCAGCCUGUAAAGCGAGAUGAGCGCCGCAACCCCAGAGUCGUUCGUGACUGGACCUAACGGUCAGGGGUACCUUUACCUUUACCUUUAAGCACAGUAGAAUACAGAAUGGAAUCUUCUCACCAGUAAAACAUCCCUGCCCCUCAUUUCAAGUGGCAUGGACAAUGUAUCUUGUAGUCCAAGAUACAUCCAAAUAUCAUGAGGAAAAUUGCAAUCAAGUUUGAUUUGUACCUCAUUAUUAAGGUACUAAACAUGACACAAAAUUUGGAAGUAAAAUCCUCAUCAAGGGCGCUAACCAGCAAUUGAUGUGAUGCCCUACGACAACUGAGAAAAAAAUAGUGGGUGUAGUCAACAUAUUAAUAUUGGGACAUUGGAAGGAGUUGUAAAAUUAAUAAAAACUACUAUUAGCCAGUAUCUUGCAAGGUUGGUGAGUUGUCUUCUAUUAUGAAUGCACUAAUUUUUCUUAUUCACUGCACCCUGCUGAUAUUGUUGACGCUAAUCGCUGCUCUGUUGUAUUGACUAAUCUGGCAUCAUUGCUUUUGUCUAUAAUGGAUCAGAUUAAAUAACCAUUGAGACCCCUGUCUGUAAGUUCAGCCUCUGAUUUUGUGACUCAAAAUUCUUUCUCUUUUGCACAGAACAUGUUCUUGGCAAUCAUUAAUGACACAUACUCUGAAGUGAAAGCUGAUUUUUCAGUCAUCCCAAGCAGAGAAUUUGAGAUCAGUGAUCUCAUUAGACAGGUAAGCACCUAUAGGUGUUUCUUCAUAUUACCAUUGUCAGCAACAAAAUAAUGGCUGCUUGUUAAUCAUAUCUUGGCUUAAUAAGAUGAGAUGUGAAGAAGUUUCAUUUCGUACCUGCAGCCACUUUGCUGCUCCCUUUGUUAGAGCAAGUAAACAAGACAGGAAAUCUUUCCAUCUCAUCCUGACUGGGAAAUUAAUGGUUAAUGGUUUCAGGACAAACGAGUAUAUUAAGACUCAUAUAAUGGUUUGGAGUGGUUUAAUAUCCUGGCUUGUUCCAAAGCUAUCAUGAGGACAAAAUGGGAAAUUAUAGUUAAUGGAAAAUUUCCUGGCUUAUUUUCUGUUCACACAAAGGGAAGAGCUAAGUGGUUGUGUGUGUGAUCAAAAGCUUGUUCAUAUGUCAGCUUAAUCACGUGACUAUUUUAAUAAUAGAUAAUAGAAUCUAUAAUGAGUAGUUACUGACUACUUGCUUUAUUCAUAAAGUCCUUUAAAGGAUCAACCUGGUACUACUUCCUAUAGUUCCAAUUAAUUGAGAUGCAAUUCACUUGGCUUCAAUGGGUCUGUGGUUCCAUAGACAAUGAAUGGGGUUUUGUCACCUCAUUGUUUGGGUUGCAUCUCCUAAUCAAGGAGUCAUUUCUGGUUGGCUGCAUUUGUGAGGCUGGGAAAAAUAAGAAAGUCACCACAUGAUUCCAACCUUAUCUUCGUAUUUAGGGGCUCAACCAUCCCUACAUUGGGAUUAUGUGGUACACCUUUUGUGACUUGUGAAAACUCCUUGCAUCACUUUAUAUUACCCAUGUCUUCUUUUUGAGCAUAUGAUAUUUUUAAGCAGGUUACUAGCAAUGCCCCAUUUGGUUGUGCAGAGCCUGGUGAUAGGGAGAAACAUGUGUUUGGUGUGGCUGAUGAAUAUGUAAAUCUAGUUUAAUUGAGAAUCUCAUGUGAGAUUGGCUUAUUUAGGAGCAGGGGUUUUUAUCAGCCCCCCAAGUCGAUUUUAUUUAUUAUUCAUUUGCCAGGUGUAUAUUUGCAGUCACUGCAUAUUCAGAAACUACAAACACUUUCUGCCUCAUGCUUGUGUAGACACCUUGUUCAAAGCCUGAUUAAUCCCAAAUUCACCAGUGUAACAUACUACCUAAUUUAGCUUCCGUUGACUUUUUUUCUUAUCCUUAUUCUUGGGAUUUUGAAGAAAGGCUGCUUUAUUUUAAGCAAACGAGCAUCUAGAGGAUGAAAACAGAGUGCAGAAAUACACAUCCUGUGAUAGGAUGUUCAAGUGACAGGUGUCAUAAUUUCUAACAUCUUGAAAUAAAAGCAUUCCCUCAUUUUUAAAAGCCAAGGAUUGCUUAUUGCUCAGAUAUGAUCAUGGGGAAAAUAUUAAGGAGGCUCAUUUAUAAAAGAUACCAUGGAUAUUUCCAGUACAUAGAACUCCCACCCAAGUUUAUUAAAGCUGUUUUUCACAGCCCAGCCUCUAUUUAGCACUGAAUGUAUUGAGACAAUGGUUUUUAAUAAAUACAUACAACAACUAAAAUCUGUGAGGACAGUUACAAGAAUGGUUGCCAACUUUUUAUUCCACCCCCCCAUACAAUUUUAUUAAAGUUUUUCCAUAAUACAAUAAAAGAAAAGAAACUAAUUAAAUAAAAACAAUAACAUUAAAAGAAAGAUAAAAGAAAAUGCAGAGUCCUCUCUCUAAGGUAGCUCUUAACCCUCACAUAGAAAGAGGUAGACUUUCCCAGCUCUCACCAGGGAGCUUUCGUUUUUUCUCCUAUUUUCUCACCCUGGCAGAUCUUCCCUUCCCUACCUCUCAUUCAGGGUCCUUCACAGCACCAUCCAUCACCAAGAAUGGUUUCCAAGGUUUUUUCAGUUGUGUGUGUUUUUACCCAGUAUGCCGCUUAAAAUUAAUCUCCAGAAUCACUUAUAAAGAGUACCACUUUUUUUCGCUUCUGUUUUCUUCCUCACAAGAAAUUUGUGUGUUCUAAGUUGUGCUGGAGACAGAUCUGAGUAAGUGUUACCUUUCAUAGUUUAAAAAUAGACGAGAAGAGGCAGCUUGCUUGUUUGGCACAGUAGCCAAAGAUGGUGCAUACUGAAAUUGUUUUGCAUUCACCAGAGUUGCAUCCAAUUUAAGGGUACAAUUCUCUGUCCCUGGAAUGGCAUCCCAGUGGCUAUAGAAUUUUAUAGCUUUGACUGUAUCUGGGCAGAGCAGGACUUCAACUAUUCCUCCUCCAACAGUAGGAAGGUAUAUAUCUGUGGAUCCAGGAAAUCUUUGCAUCCUCUGAACCCAAAUCCUUUCUGUUCCCCUGCUAUGUGCCCAGGAUGGGUUUGGGGAAAUAUGUCAGCCCUCCAACCAGUCCCAUCGUUUCUACCCUCACCAGCACAAAACGGUUGGGACUCAGGAUUUGAUGGGUCUAUGUUGCCCCUUCUCAUUGGUUUCCUCUGCCCAUCUGCCUAACACAUCAGCAUUCCCUCUUAAGACUCAUACAUACUGCAAACUUUGAGGCUCCAGCAUCAUUUUCAGCUUUCACUCUUUCCCCACUCAGUUUUGUUUAACAUCCAUUUGAAAAAGUUUCUGACAACUCAGAAGCUUAUUCACUAUUUUGUGACAUCUCAGUGAGAUAUAAUGAAUAUAUUGCCAAACUAUGGUUUUGGGAUAUCCACCUAACAGUGCUUUCUUUAUAUUAUACUUAGAGUUACAAUAAAGCUCUAGUCAAACUCAAACUGAAGAGGCAGACAUCACAGACAGAAGACUUGUAUGGAGUAAGCAGGUAGAAAUCACAUGCGCACCUCAGUUUUCACAACCUUGAAACCAAAAAAGUAUUUGCUAUGUCAGCUGUGUUUUUCAAGCUUGCAAUCAAAUCUAAUACACUAUCAAAUCUAAUGUGCACCCUAAUUUUCAUGACGUAAUUAGGCCAAAAAAGGUGUGCAUUACAUUCGAGUAAAUACAGUAUAUAUCCCAUAUACUAUUUAGAUAGAAAGAAGGCUCACAAGAGAAUUCCGUUACUGUUGCAGCAUAUGGUAGAAUCCAUGUUCUGUUGCAGUCAAAUGGCAAAACUGAUUACGGUGCUGCUAGACUGCAUGUUAAAGUUUUGAAAUAAGGGGGUAGGGAAUCUACUCCCAGUCCUGUCACAUGUAAAUUUAAUGUCAAUCAAUCUAGAUGUUUCCUGAAAUGUAUAGCCAUUGCCAUCCUAUGUCUGUUCUUAUCUCUUGGUUGAAUAUGUGUUAUUGAAAGUAGUGUUUUCUUUCUACCACAUCUUACCACUUGCUUGGCUGCUGUAUGCGAGGGGCAGGGAAAUGCUGAACGGCAAUAAUAAUCAUGUCAUGCAUCUUCUUUAACUAGAUAUAAUUGUGAUGUGGGAGGAGAUGUGGGUGAGCAGUGGGGAUAACUUUUUAGGACCCUAAAUUUAUGGAGCUUUGUUCAGUCAUCCUUUAGCAUUAAUUGACUGAUUACCUGCAUUCAGGCUUUUUGGGAAGAAGUGGGGACUUAAUUCUUUUCACACAAAAAAAGAUCUACAUUUUACACCAGGUUCCAUUUUGUAGUUUGCUGACAUCAGUUUCACUCAAAGCUGUUUCACAGCAGCGAGGAACCUCUGGCCCACAAAGGCUGUUUUGAGCUGGUGUUGCCCACUUCUUACGCCCCUGAAGUCAUAUGACGUGAGGUGUGGGACUGAUAAAGCCAUGAAUGCCAAGGGACUGUCGGGAGAGCACACUAAGAUGUGUGUUCCUAAUUGCUCCUUUCCUGUGGGACUUGCAUUUAAUGCUGUAUGCGAGCACUGCUGCCUUUUACAGGGAUCCGAUCACCCAACAUCAUAAGAUAUUGGAUGAUUGGCCUAUAGUGUGUUGGCCACUGCUUGAUCCAGCCUACUGGACCAAAGUGGUUCCCCACCCUUGCUGUAUCAGGAAGUGGCCAUAAUAUGGACUGUAAUUGUGUACUGUGUUUUAUUGCAUGACAAUUAGAAGCUCCAGGACAGAUGUGAAUAAGAGCCUCUCCAGAGUUGGUAGUUCGGACAAGGUAAGAUUCUUCUGCUCUAAAAAGUUGAUGCUGAAUUCUGCACACAAGACUACAGACACGUUCCCUCUCUUUUUGGCUGUUCUCUGGUAGAAUCUAGCAUUCAUCUGACCCUGCACACAUUCUUUUCUUCAGGUAGUGUGUGUUUGUAUGGAUCAGUAAUAGGAAAGUGUUUUAAGGACAGAAAAUGCCUAGUCCUUUCUUCUUUUAUACUUCUGCACUUUGUAUGCGACUUGAGCAUGUGAGCAAUGCAACACGUGAACAUGGGAAAGUGACUUAAUGAUGGCUGUUUUUCUUUGUGUAAACAAUAUUGUGUCUCUACAGGAUGUUUCCAGGAAACGGAAAUCUUAUGGUAGCUCAUCCGCGGGACUUCAGAAUGCAGUUUCUUACACUGAAUUUCAAAGGUAUGCUGCUUAGUGUCAUAGUCACUGUUGUCUUCAACCCUUUCAGACUGGGAUUCAUGUUCAGGCCAAAUGUAUUGGAGACCCACUUGUUAAGCCCCCCCCCCCCCCCCAGGGAAAUGCUGCUCUUGUGACCCAGCUGAGUUCAGGAGGGGAGAGUGCUCUUGUGCUCGAAUCCUGCUUGUGGGUUUCCCACAGGCAAUUGCUUGGCCACUGUGAGAACAGGAUGCUGAGCUGGAUAGGCCAUUGGCCUUAGCCAGCAGAAUCUUCUGAUGUUCCUACAUCAGAUAGUAAUCCAGUAAUGGGGUCAUGAUACACCAGUUGAAAACUAAUGUAUGAAGAGACAGUGUGAUCCUCAUUUGGACAGUUUUCCACCCCAAACAACUUAUUUAUUCAUUUUAAAAAGCAUGCUCCUGAUGGGAUCAUCUGAACUACCCAGUUGGAACUCCAUAAUGCAGCUGAUCCCUGCCCAAGCAGGGCUGCCUCAACGCUUCUCAAAAGCACUGUUUCACAUAGCCACCACCACCCCAUUUAAAAGAGAAGGGGGGCAGCUGCUUCAAACAGUGCUUCUCCUUUCAGAGGUCCAUGGGAAGUUGAUCUUUCCCAAAGGUAGCUACUUCCAAAAGUAGCUGCUUUCUUUAGCUGCACAUACUUUGUUCCCAGGAAGGAACAAGUGCACCCAAACAGCCCUUUUCAGGCCAUCCCAUGUUACUCCUUUCAGCUUCUGAUUUGGGAAGUGGAAAUGGGCUGCAGGGACGGUGUCAAAGAGUAGCACUGGGAAGGAGAAGUGGCUUCCAUUGGACAGAAACCUAUUCCCCCGCAAGGCACACUCCUACUGCCCAUCAGCUCAUGGGUGGAUUGGAGAGCACCUUGCUCCAGCAAAGGAACCACCAAGAGCCCACAUUAAGCUCCCAAUUGUUAUUUUGAAGCCCCACCCUCCACCUAACAUCAUGUAGGAUCUCAGGUACAGAGCAGGUGGGUGUGGCUUCCCAAAAAUGGCUAGUUGAGCCAAAUGAGAAGGCGUGGCAGGCUAAAAAUGAUUCUAAAGCCCCGCAGAUGAGUUUUCUGUUUGUACGUUUUGUUGGAUUUUGAUUUUUUCCUUGUUCUAGACUUUCCAGAUAUACAGCAGAAAUGGAGAAACAACUGAAAGAAGUGACCUAUAAGCUUGACAUGCUUAUGAACGCUGCUCCUAAAACCACAGUCUCACCAUGAAAGCUACAGUAGGGAAAGGUAAGAGAGCAGAUUUUACAAUUGGGACCCAGUCUGACUGAAACCUUAGAUGCAACUUCUUAUGCCUUUCAGAAACAAGGUUGCCCAACUUGUCUCAGUAUUUGUAUAGCUGCAGCACUGGGAAAACGUUCUAGGCUCUAGAAUGUAGGUGUUGAAAGGAAUCCUUCCCCAGCUUAUGCAUUACCCCCUCCAUUCAAGUGCCCUGCCAGUUGCUUGGCUGAACACCACAUAGAUUCUGAGAAAAAGCUACUUCAUAAAGUUAAAAAAAAGGAAAGUUCCAACCAACCAACCAAAGUCUAAAGAUGGGGUUGCCCAGGAGCUAUGAUUGCUUGCCUCCUCCUACUAAAUGUAAGGCAGAAGAGCUGCUUUUGGCAUAACUUAUUUUGUCAACAGUAGCUUAACAGGAAGUGAGAACUGUAGGCAUGUUACAUAGCCAUGAACAUAUGCACUGAACACCUCCACCUACUGUUUUAUUAUGUGGCUGUUUGGGGGCACUGUACUUAAACCCAGGCAAUCAGGUUGCAGCUGUGGGAAAACACAUAAGAAUAGAAAUGUUUUAAAAGAUAAGGCAAAAGUGUUUUCCUUCAUUCUUUAGAGCAGCAUUGGAGGGGCAAAGAAUAAAUCUCAAUUUGGAACUGCUGGGAGCAGGCUGUCAAAUGUUAUAGGAUACUAAAUAAAGUUGUUUAGUUUUGUAUCUAUUGUAUUCUAUAUUCCGAAGCCAGUUUGAAAAAAAUGAUAUAUAUCCCAAUCCAGAAAAGGCAAUUGCCACAUACUUAUCAGAAACCAUGGACAUACCUUAGAAUCCCCAAGAUCCCACUCCCCAAAUUCAUCCUUUAAUUGAUUUUAUUUCUGGAUGUAAGAAUUAAACAAUUUUUAAAAGUGUAGAAUUGCUAAUGGGAAAGUAUUUUGGCAGGCAGUAUUUAGAAUUGCUGUUCCCACCACACCCAUGUUUAUAUGUUGCCCCAAAGAGGGUUGACCAUGGUGGCUGGCUUUCAGCACAAAAAAGGUUAAGCCUGCCAUAGAUACACAUCUGAAUGUACCUUCAAAUAAAAAUGUUACUUUCAAUAGGACACAUUCAUUGCACAGUUCAUCACCUCCAGGUUUGUGUCUGCUUCCCACUGAAAGUAACGGAGUACUUUGUGUGUAUGUGUGUGUCCCCAAUGGUGAAGUGAUCUGAUUUACACUCCCAGCUAGUGUUUUCUGGACUAGGGUUAAGACUGGAGAAGUCAGCUGCCAAAGAUAAUGGUGAUAUUUAUUUUGUUUUGCAUUUGCUACAUUGUUCUGAAAGCUCAAGUAAUUUAAAAGUGGAUAAAUAAUGUAAGACAGUUUUCAUCAUUUAGAAUAUCCUAUUUACUUCAGUAACCAAAUGUCACCUGAAAAAUAAUGCCUCCGGAUAACAGUCAGGCUUGAAAUUUUAUCCCCAGGGAAAGAAGGCACACAGCCAUAAUACAGUCUCUGAGAAUACCCUUCUCUGUGCCCUUGCUGGUAGUGCAAAGAGGAUGCUCUCAGGUAGUUGUAACGGUAGCAGGGAAGUGUUAAGUAUGAAACAGUGCACUUUGCACUAAAAAAAGUCUUUGUCAAUACCACUUACUUCCUGUGACUUGUAUGAAUUAAGGAAAUUACAAGCAUUUACUCCUUGCAGUUAAUUCUGCUCCUAUAGAUGAGGAUGCUCAGAGCUGUGGAGGGGGAAAGUAGACGGUUUUUUUUAGUGCAUUAGCAUCAAGGCCAUAUUGCAUCAGAAACUUACUUCCAGCAACCAUCUCCCAAGCUUACAUUUGUUCAUGGAAAAGGACUUUCUUCUGGCAACAGCCAGAUCCCAUUUUUAAAAGUGUGAGCAGCUGAAAACCAUGGUUAACAAUAAAAGGAACCCUGGAAGCCUAAUAUACAUACAUGGCUGAGACCGUCCCUUUAACAGGUACUGCUAAAUUCUACACCCAAUCAGCAUCUUGUUUUUAGUUCUUGAGGGAUUUUUUUUUAAUCCCAUGUUUCCCAAAGCUCUUGCAACUGCACCAUCAUUUUAGAUGGAUCAGUUGUUUUUACUGCAAGUGAUAUUUCUUUGUGGAUCAACAGAGGGCUCCAAGAAGGAUGUGUUGCCUGCCUUGCAGCUCAGAAACACAAAACUGCACUUCAAUGCUGUUUUCUUGAACAGCAGAGAAUGGAUCUCUGUCAAGUAUUAGAACAUAUAGCAAAAGGUGCAUGAUAGUAAUAACAAUAACUUGUUAAGCGACAGUCUAAUAUGAAGGUCAAUGGGAAAAACCAGACCAAAAAAUCAGGUGGGAAGGAAUGACCUGCUGGCAGGAGUACCCCCAGAUACUGCCCCAUACCCUUGAGACAGAGAAGAAAAACGGCACAGCUUGCCAAAACAGGGUGGACCUUGGACCGCUCUAUACAUCCACAAAGAAAUUAGGUUAACAAAUUCAGAUGUGGAAAAAAUCAGGUCUGUAGAACACAAGAAUAACCUUGCUGAACGUUCUAGAAGUAUAAUAUAAUAAACUGCUUCCAGUCGGCAGCACUGUAAAAAUUAGAAGAGUGUGCACAAUGAAUAUAUUUAUUUAUUUAUGGGUCACCUUUCAACCUGAAGGCCUUUAAAGCAGCUUACAAUGUAACAAGAUAAAAAACACAAGUACAUGCUUGUUUCUGGUGAAACUGCAACUACCACCAGUUCUGAGACUCUAAGCCAGGACUACAUGUUAAAGCCAAACAGUAGAAUUAUAGGCAACAGCACACAGGAUUAAAACAAACAAUUGUUAAAACCUUGUUUAAACGCCCUAGAGUCAAUUAGGAGAAACAACACAUGUUCCACACACACACACAUACACACACACCACAAACACACAAUGGAGUAUGACAAUAAAAGAUCCUUUUAUUAUAAAAAUCUAUACAAUGAAAUGCCAGACAUAGCAAUCAUUUAUAUCUGGUUUAUUUAUAUAUAUAUUUAUAUAUCUAUAUAUCCACAUAUAGUUUUUACUUAUACCAAAGUAAAACUAUGUUAUAUCACAAAAUGCCUAACACUACCAUUUAUUGCUCAAUAAGAUGGCACAACACACACUCUUAGCAUAACUGAUGCCAUGCUAGCUACGAUACUGAACAAACAGCCAAACACUGCAUAACACACAAAAGCAGCUGUUAAUUCUGAAGUGGAACCAGUCUGAUCACUCACUUUAUAAAAAUAUUGGAAUCAUAUAGAUUUAAGCAUUAUAAAGGAGGAAUAUAUUAUUUAAAACAUUUAAAUAGUGCAUAUUGACAUUUUGCAUGUGGUAUAUAAAACAUUCAUGUACAACACUGUACAGUACACAUAAGUUUCAAUGUUUGGGUGCACCUGUGUCUGCAGAUUGAUAGAAAACAAAGUGAAGUGUACAUUGCACAAUGGAGCUGAAUAAAAGCCACAGAUGAUCUCCAGAUUAAUUUCCAAACUUGUAAUUCACUACUAAAAAAACCCCUUCUAGCUGUAUAAAAAGGCAAAGCAUUUGAAUAUAAUCUCAUUUCAGUGCUCUUGGGUUCCAAAAUUACAUGCCUAUAAUCACAGUAAAAAUAGAGACACAUAGCAAACAGGCAAGUAUGGAGUAUUGAAAAUCUACUUUCUAUCUAUUCCAUGUUAACACACUGACCUGAUGAAUUACAUGCUAGCCACUUAUUUCACAGACAUUCAUUUUUUGGUCUUUCAAAAAGCAAUGAGAAUCAAUAUCUGUGUUGACAUUAGCUGUUCAUAACACAUGCAGCAAAUAGGCACAUACGAAAACAUGGCCACAGUACAAAAGAUAUCAAAAAUGUGCCAAUUUCAACAUUUAGGGCUCAGUCCAGUUGUGCCACAGAUGCAGCACCCACAUGCAAAGAAAUCCCACGACACUGCCCUGUUCCUCCCCGUUCAGUGUGCACACCCUGGCACUCAAUUCAUCAAACCAUUUUUAAGGGCCUGAGGUACAGUGUCUGCACACAUGCCAUAAAGACAGGUGGUAAAACGGUGUCUCUGACCUUGGAUAAUCUCUCUAUGUGCAGACUGUAUGUCCACAGUAGGCUUGGAUAGAGCCUUUCAGACUGCAGAUUUAAGUGGGGCGGGGAAGGGAUUGAGAAGAACCAUUAAAGGCUACUGUCAUCUAUACUAGGCAAAAUAAACAUCACAAAAAUGUUUCAAUUCUGAAGCUUCAUCAUGCAAUAACCAUAUGAUAUCUGCUUAUUGCCACAAACAAAUCACUUUUCCUUCCAUUUUUACAACAGUGACAUAGCAGAGAGGCUUUUCUCAAACUGUGUGUCUAAUCCAUCACACUAAUGAUUUUAUUUUAGCCCUUGGUAAGAUAUGCUUAUUUCAGAUACAACAGAGCUGAGCACAGACACUCUCCCAUACAAAGGUAAGAUGCAAUAUCCAUUUGAGAUCACACACUAAAUCACCGUCAGCUGAUAAAUUGAUAAAUUAACAGUAAUGCAAGUCUUGUAGGCAAUAUGUGAUAUAAAUGUUCAGGUUUUUCCAAGUUUUAAAAAUACAACAAGCAAGGUCACUUUCUGGUUUGUCCAUUGUAAUCUGAAACUGAAGACCAAGGAGCUUUAAGUUGCAAAUAUCUACAGACCAUAAACCAUUCUAUCGUAUGAAAAAUGUCAUUUGAAAUCAAACAGAGUUAUUCCGCAGCGGUCCUCUGAAAGGCAUUUCAGUUCAGUUUGGUGUUGAAAAACACAGUUGUGUUCUUAAAUUUGCUGCCAUUGUUCCCCAGCAUAAAAAGGCAAAAGAGGGAGUUCAGUACAACACUAACAAAUGCAGAUGAAACGAAGUUAGAAGGUCCAAAGUUUCUGAAUGGUUCUAGUUCUAUAGUCUUUUGGGAGGAAGUUGCAUUUUUAAUUAAAAGAAACAAGGAAAAUGUUUUCUAAAGUUGGACAGAGCAGUCGUAAUUUUUUAAAGUUUUUUGUUAGCUUUCUAGAUAGGACCUACUUGCCUUUCAAAUGUGGCACCAUAAAAUGUACAAAAAACUGCAUUCUUUCAACAGCGCAAGACAAAAGUGAACACCUAACAGUACUAUGGACAUCAUAAGAAAACAACCUUUCACUAUUAUGAAGAAACUUAAUUUAUUUUGAAGAAUCUUGUUUGCUGAUAAGGACUUCAAGAAGCCGCAGUUUGGCUUUAACUUUCUUGUACUCUCUGUACUCAUCAAGCAUGGGAGCACGAUCUUCUUUCUGAACAUUUCUGGAAAAAUAAAGCCAAUGCAACAUUUAACAAUUCUGACCAAUUUUGUUGGUUUGAAAUAGAUUGGGGAUGCAUGCAGGCUAGAGGUGUUUCAUGUUAUACUGGUGAACUGGAGGUGGUGCAUCUGUCAUCCUUGACCCUGUGCUUCAUUCUAAGCAUUUUUAGGCAAAAGCUUGUAUUUUCUGAAGUAAGUACAAACAUCAAUUCAUGGAAGGAACCUAGUAAUCAGAGAUAUAUUGCUUCUAAACAUGGAGGUUACAUUUCUAUCAAAUAAUAGCAUGUGAUAACAAUUUAAAGGAGUAACAAGAAAAGGAAAUACAUCUGCAGCACUCUACUCAUAACAGUGAGUACUUCAUUUUAUCUGUUCUCAUAAGGUUUUACAAAUUGUCUAUAAAAAGUUAACUUUGUGGGUUGUUUUUUUAAAAAAGGUUAAAAACCCAUUUAAAUGAGUAAGAGUAGCCAAGCCCACAUGUUCACAUUCCACCCAAAUCAGUGCAAAAAUGUCAUAGGGUGGAAUUCAAACUAGUGCUAAUGAAAUUGCAUUGUAAGCACAAACAUUUCUGCUUGCCUAAUCGAACUGUCUCCUCUGUUUGCAUGCUGUUCUGGGGCUUCUUUCAAUCUCCCCAGAGAUUGGCGGGGGGGGGGGGAUAUAUUGUGCUGUCCCCUACUAGUAUAGGUAUUUAGUUGAAUCCAGUACAUAACGUUUAACAAGGCUGCAUUGACAUCAUAGCAAAGUUGAGAGAUGCAGUUGACAGUAAUACUGAAGUUCUAUUAUGCUACAUUUCUCAGUAUCUUUAUGGAAUGUAAUGACUUAUUUGAUUGGCAAGCAUUAUGUGUAAUGAAUCUGAAGCCCCCCUCCAGCUUCUUUCACAGAACCUAUUUCUUGCUGAACUGAGGUAAAAAUGGCUAGAAUCCAAUGGGAAACAUGUACUAAACUUUAUAAUUUAUUUUAAUUGGCUAUAUUUAUACAAAUAUUCAUUGAAACCAAAUAGUGUGGCUGAUGAUCCUACUAAAAUAGAUGAACAUUGGAGGCCACAUUUGCAAAAUCCAAUCAAGGGACCCACUGUUGCAAGUAAACAUAGAAGCUAUGUGUUUCCAAACCUAGAAGCUAUGGCUUCCAAACAAGCCAGGGUAUAAAUCUAUGGUUUAAAGUUGGUUUAUGAAUCCUGGUUUGUUUGAAAGUCUUAAACCUGAGUUCCCACUUUGCACCUAGUGUAAAGCUAUAGUUAACGUUGAUUCCUUGUUUUCCCACUUGCACAAAGAGAGAAGGCAAGGGGGCUGCAUGCAAUUGCAUAAAGCAAGUGUAUCCUGGCUUAGUAAGAGUCAUGUGAACUGAGUCAGUGUUAGGUUGUCAUUUUCAACACUGUACAUUACUAGCAUAACUAAUGCCUUCAUCGACAAACACAAUUGCGUAUUUGUCUCAUCUUCAUUAUGAGUAAACUUCUGGGCCUACAAUCAUUGUAUAUUCAACUAACCUUCCAUUCUGCUGAUAAAACCCUUCUUCAAAUUC